AUGGCAGCAGAAGGUGCAGCAGCAGCAGCAGCAGACAUGCGCUGCCUACAGGCAGACAAAGACAGGGGGGAGCUUGUCGUCGCACCAGCUAGCAGCAGCAGCAGCAGCAACAGCAGCAGCAACAGCAACAACAACAGUAAUAACACUAACGGUAAUGGUAACAACAACACUAAUGGUAACAGCAGCAGCACCAGCAGCAGCAGCAGCACCAGCAGCAACAGCAGCAGCAGCAGCAGGCAGCGCUGCAGCAGUCUUGAUGGUCGUUACUGGCAGGUAGGAAACGGAAGAGACGCAGACGGCAGACGCCGCUCUCGUAGACAGCAGCAGCAGCAGCAGCAGCAGCAGCAGCAGCAGCAAGACGGAGACGGGGGGUCUGUCUCCGCUUAUAGCCCAGAGGGAUUAAGCACCCCUGAUGAUGCAUCUGUUAGCAGCAGAAGCAGAAGAAGUGCAACAUCGCAGCAGCAGCAGCAGCAGCAACUGCAGCAGCAGCAGCAGCAGCAGCAGCAACAGCAGCAGCAGCAACUCUUGAGGCACCGCAGCCGCAGCACUGGGCGGUAUGACUUAAAGACUCUUGAUUCCGAUCGAGAGCAGCAGCAGCAGCAGCAGAAGCAGCAGCAGAAGCAGCAGCAGCAGCAGCAGCAGCAGCAAACAGAGGAACCUAAGGCGCUGCAGCGGUCGCUGCGGCUGCGGCUACCACCUAAGAGAUUAGGGGACGAGGUACCUGCUGCAGCAGAGCAGCAGCGACGGCAGCAGCAGCAGCAGCAGCAGCAGCAGGCAGCAGAAUCUGAAGAUCGGCUGCGCCCACGCAGCGCCCGUUUGCUGCUGCUGCAACAACAGCAGCAGCAGCAACAGCAACAGCAACAGCAGCAGCAGCAGCAGCAGCAAGCUGCACAGCGGCCUCUCUCUCUUAGGCAGCAAGCACUAAGAUCCCGUCAGCAGCAGCAGCAACAGCAGCAGCAGCAGCAGAUAAUAGAUGACGAUGAUGAGGAUGAAGAGGAGCAGCAGCAACAGCAGCAGCAACAGGAUGAGGAAGGAGAUGAAGAUGAUGACGAUCCAGCAGCAGCAGCAGCAGCAGCAGCAGCAGCAGCAGGAGCUCGUUAUAGUCUACGAGCAAAAAGGCUAAAGAAGGAAGUCUUCCAUGCAGAUAUUCUUGCUAAGAAAAGUUAUAAACCUUUAUCUGCUGCUGCUGCUGCUGCUGCAGCAGCAGCAGCAGCAGCAGGAGGAGGAGCAGGAGGAGCAGGAGGGAGGAGGUCAAGGGAUAGCAGCAUAGGGGAAGCAGCGUUGCUGCUGACAGGAGACGACAGCACAGAAGAAGCAACAGAAGGAGGGGGAGGUGCAGCAGCAGGAGCAGCAGCAGCAGCAGCAGCAGGAGGCAGCAGCAACGUAGUAACAGAUUCAGAAGAUGACUUGCUGCUAUCUGACGGGGAGACAGCUGCUGCUGCUGCUGCUGCUGCCGCCGCCGCUGCUGCAGCUGCAGCUGCAGCAGCAGCAGCAGAUGGUGCAGCAGCUGCAGCAGCAGCAGCAGCAAGAAGAAGAGGAGGACCAGGGAGGCCUCGUCUGCAUCCCUUAGGUAUCCGCAGCAGCAGCAGCAGCAGCAGCAGCUAUUCUGUCCCUUUUGCUGUUGCUGUUCAUGAUAUUAAACAAAAACUUUAUAAAGAAUCUUCUCUAUUAGAGUUUGCUGCUCCAUUCAUGCAUUUUUAUUUGCCGCUGCUGCUGCUGAGCAGCAAAAGGCAGCAGCAGCGAGCAGCAGCAUAUACACAAUUUUAUAUUAAUUCUAAGACAGCAUUUCAGGAGUAUAUGCUGCUGCUGCAGCAGCAGCAGCAGCAGCAGCAGCAGCAGCAGAUGCAGCAGCAGCAGCAGCAGAUGCAGCAGAUGCAGAUGCAGCAGCAAUUGCAGAAUGAGCCAGAAGAUUCACAGUCCCAACAGCAGCAAGAACAGCAGCAACAAGAACAGCAGCAGGAGCAGCAGCAGCAAGAUGAGCAGCAGCAGCGGCAAGAUGGUGACAGCAGUGACGAGAGUGAUGAUGGAGAUGCAGCAGCAGCAGGAGCAGCAGGAGGAUCAACAGCAACAGCAGCAGCAGGAACAACAAUACCUGCUACAGGAGCAGCAGCAACAGCAGCAGCAGCAGCAGCAGCAGGAAGACCUGGUCUUGCUGCAGCAGCAGCAGCAGCAAGAAAACCUGGUAGGAGGGGCCCCCGUCGCCGCUUCCGUAGAGGGGGGAACUUUGCUGCUCCCCGUGUGGGGCCCCAAUUAGUUUCUUAUAGUAGGCAGCAAUUUACUGCAGCAGCAGCAGCAGCAGCAGCAGCAGCAGGAGCAGCAGCAGCAGAUAACGAUCUACGAGGAAGAAUAUUCUGUGGUUAUGAUGAUGAUACAAGACUUGAAUAUUUCCCUCUUCCUCCAUGGGGGCCCCAAGGGGGCCCCCAUUCAGCUAAGGGGGCCCACUGGGGGGCCCCACGUGCUGUACCCUAUCCAGGGGGCCCCUGGGGGCCCCUUAUGGCAGAAGGGAGGCCCCAAGAAUUGAGCUCAAGAUUUGGUGGUCUUAAAGAAGAUAUAAGAAAAAAGCUCACUGUGGGUUUAUCAAUAUCUGCUACUCGUUUAUGGUAUUCUCUUGCUGCCCUAAGAGAAUCAUCAGAUGUUGCUCGUGCUGUUGCUGCAACAAACAGCAAAGAGUUCUGGUUAGCAGAUAAUGCAUGCAGCAGCAGCUGCAGCAGCAGCAGCAGCAGCUGCAGCAGUAGUAGUUGGUGCAGCAGUAGUAGCAGUUGGUGCAGCAGCAAGAGCAGCUGGGGUGGUAAUAACAGCAGCUGGUGCAGCAGCAGCAGCAGCAGCAGCGGAUGGGGUAAUAGCAGCAGCAAUACCUGCACGUGCAGCAGCUGCUGCUGCUGCAGUACAGAGAACACAUAUAGACAGGCGCGGAGACAUCUUGCUGCUUCCUGCUGCAGCAUGCAGCAGGAGCUGCAGCAGCUGCUGCUGCAGCUGCCUCCUUAUAUGCUGCUGCAGGGAGGAUUAGCGCAUAGGAGGCCCCGUGUAGGGGGUAUAGCAAGACCACAGGAGGACACAGGAGCAGCAGCAGCAGCAGCAGCAGGAACAGCAGCAGGAUCUCCUGCUUCUGGUACUGCUGCUGCUGCACAGUCAACGUCAACAACUGCAGCAGCAGCAGCAGCAGCAGCAGGAGAAGGGCAGCAGCAAACAGAGAGUGCAUCUCUUUUCUUUGAUUCGCAGACAUUUGGGGUGUAUAGAGCAGCAGAAGGUAAUAAUUCAUCAACUGCUGCUGCUGCAGCAGCAACAGCAGCAACAGCAGCAGCAGCAGCAACAGCAGCAACAGGAUGGAAGAAACCAGCAGCAUCUUGGGCACUGCUGCGCCGUCUUGCUGCUGGUGGGGGCCCCCUUAGUCCCCUCCCUAGGGGCCCCGGUUGGCGUAUAACAUGGGGGGAGGCAGAGGCAGCAGCAGCAGCAGCAGCUGCUGCUGCUGCUGAUGGUGAUACAGCAGCAGGAGGAGGAAGCAGUUCUUACCAUUCAGGAGAGAAGCAAACAGCAGCAGCAACAGCAGCAGCAGCAGCAGCAGCAACAGCAGCAGGAGGUAUGCGUGAAUGGCAGCAGCAACGAUUAAAAGAGAAGCAGCAACUCUUACCUCCCUUACCACCUGGUGCAGCAGCACCAACACCAAACAGCAGCAACAGCAACAGCAGCAACAGCAGCAGCAGCAGCAGCAGCAGCAGCAGCAGCAGCAGCAACCCUUUCUCCUUAUCUGCAGAUUAUUUAGAUGUAUAUAAUGGUAUAUGGGGUACAACAGGGGCCUACUUAGUACCCUCAAUAAAUAAGCAUAAUGAUAGGGUUUGCUGCUGGCUACAGGAGCAGCAGCAAAGAAAAAGAACAAGGGAGGAAGCAAUUGCUGCUGCUGCUGCUGCUAAUAAUAAUAAUAUAGAUAAUAAUAAUGCAGCAGCAGCAGCAGCAGCAAAAAAGAAAAAUUUCUCCUUCAAGGGGCCCCCAUUACCUAAAAGACCGGACCCUGAAUAUUUUGUAUCUGCUGUAUGGGGGCCCCCCCCUCGGCAGCAGCAGCAGCAGCAGCAGCAGCAACAGCAGCAGCAGCAGCAACAGAACAAGCAGGUCUCAGGAAGCUCGAAGAAACGCAAGGUGCAACAACAACAGCAACAGCAACAACAGCAGCAACAACAGCAACAGCAGCAACAGCAGCAGCAGCAGCUACAACAGCAGCAGCAAGGAGUCAAACAGCAACCACUGCAACAGCAACAGCAGCAGCAACAGCAACAGCAACAGCAGCAACAGCAGCCGCAGCAGGGGGACUCUAUGCUGCAUGCUACUCCUGGAGGCCAAGGGCCUCCUAUGGACGCUCAGGAGCAGCAGCAACAGCUGCAGCAGCAACAGCAGCAGCAGCAGCAGCAGGCUGAACUCGAUGCGUCCUCAGGAGCUGCAGGAGGAGGUGCAGCAGCAGCAACAACAGCAGCACCAGCAGCAACAUCAGCAACAACAACAGCAACAGCACCAACAACAGCAACAGCACCAACAGCAGCAACACCAUCAACAGCAACAGCAGCAGCAGCAGCAACACCAGCAGCAACAGCAGCAGCAGCAAAGAAGUCUCCCUUCGCUCAAGUUGAUGCAUUGUUACAAUUGCUGCGUGUAGAAAGAGAAUGCAUUGCUGCUGCUGCAGCAACAGCAGCAGCAACAGCAGCAGCAGCAGCAGCAGGAGCAGCAGCAGGAGCAGCAGGAGCAGCAGGAGAGGCCCCUCCGUCCUCUCCCUGCGGUACUUCUGACGCUGCUGCUGGAUCCCCUACUGCUACAACAGCAGCAGGAGCAGCAGAUCAUCAUCAUCAUCAUCAUCAUCAGCAGCAGCAGCAGCAGCAGCAGCAGCAGAUAAGUGUAGAUGUACUGCGUCUCCUAUCAUGGAGACUAAGAAGAGAGAUUGCUGCUGCAGCACAACUUCCUGAUUGCGGCAAACGUAAACUAAAUCAUCGUAUUAAGGAGAUUGCUGCUGAGUUUGCUGCUGCUGCUGCUGCACUUACAGCACAGGGAUACAGCAGCAGCAAUAAUAGCAGCAGCAAUAGUAAUAUUAAUAACAAUAAUAACAACAACAAACACGAUGAAUCCUGUUGCAGCAGCAACAGCAACAGCAACAGCAACAGCAACAGCAGCAGCAGCAGCAAAGAUAUCAGUAAUGGCCAGCAGCAGCAAGAACAACAAGAUGAUACAGAUACUGCUACUGAUGCCUCUGCUGCUGCUGCUGCUGCUGCUGCAGCUGCUGCUAGUGAGGUACCCCCCAACUCGCCAGCAGCAGCAACAGCAGCAGCAGCAGCAGCUCCUCCUGCUGCUGCUGCUGCUGAGGGGGGGAGUCGCCCUAGGCGAGUCGCCGCGGGCUCAAGGAUGGCGGGGUUUGUUACUCUAUUAAAGAGAGGCGCAUCUGUUGAUCCUGCUGCUGUGCCUGGAGAGGAAGCGUUAGCUGCUGCAGCAGCAGCUGCUGCAGCAGCAGCAGCAGCAGCAGACUCUUCGCAUGCAAGUUCUCUUUUAUCAACAUCUACAGCAAAUGUACCUGGAGGCUUAGGGGCAGCAACAACACAGCAGCAGCAGCAGCUGCAGCAGCAGCAGCUGCGCGCCGUGGUUGCCUCAGAGCUGCUGCAGCAGGUCAUAGCAGAUGGUAGGGAAGGAGCUACUCCAGCAGCAGCAGCAGCAGCUGCUGCUGCUGCACCUCUUGAUUCGCUGCAGCGCGUGCUGCAGCAGCUGCCCCUAGGAGAAGCAGCAGCGAGGCUCGGCGUACACCGCAGCACAUUAGCGCGGUGGGCCCGCAUGUGGUCUCAGAAGCAGCCGCAGCAGCAGCAGCAGCAACAGCAGCAGCAGCAACAACAACAGCAGCAGCAACAACAACAACAGCAGCAGCAGCAGCAACACCAACAACAGCAGCAGCAGCGGAGUAGCGCAGCGGCCAUGACUACACAGACGGUCGCAAAUGCAGAUGCUGCUGCUGCAGAAGCAGCAGCAGCAACUGCAGAAUAG
Eimeria maxima is the source of this 6006-nucleotide messenger RNA. RefSeq lists its product as hypothetical. NCBI's taxonomy places the organism in Eukaryota, Apicomplexa, Conoidasida, Eucoccidiorida, Eimeriidae. The coding region runs from base 1 to 6006 and encodes 2001 amino acids. The record is from RefSeq and is a predicted model, not a curated record. The transcript has 4 exons.